CUUAAAGGGGGGGAAAAAUGAAACGUACACACAGCGAUCAAAUAAUAGCAAUCAAAAUGAGGUUAUUUAGAUUUUUUUUUUUUGCAAACAUAACAAAAUAACACAUACAUUAAGUAUUGUUGUAUGUGUUAUUCUUUCUCCCCCCAAAAUUGUAUAACCAACAGCCUAUUACAAAUAAACAUGAUUGUUGUUUUUCUUCUUCUAAUGUAUUAAAUAGCCCUGCGAUUGGCUGGCAAGCAGUUGGGGGCGUGCCCCGCCCCGCCUCCUGCCCGAUGAUAGCUGGGAUAGGCUCCGGCACGCCCGCGACCCGCGUGAGGAGAAGCGGAACGGAAGAUGAAUGAUUUUAGAGUUGUUGUUUUUUAGGGUAUUUUUGUUUGUGUCAUUUUUAGUUUUUAAUGUCUUUUGAUCUUUUUUUGGGGAUAAUUUUACAUGGGGCAUAUUUAGACUUUUUUGAGGCCUUUAGAGCUUUUUGGUAGUUUUUUAUACUUCAUUUUUAGGUGACUAGGUCUCUGGUGAUUUUUUUUAUUUUUUAUUUUUAAGAUAUUCAGAUAUUUUUGGUUUAAGGUCAUGAGAGGAAUUGUUUCUUAGGUCACUUUAAUUUUUUUUCAGGUCUUCUGGGUUUUCUUUACAUGUCGCCAUUUAAAAUGUGCCGACCCAAAAAAGAAGGCAAAAGGUCAAAACGAGCUGCAGCGCGAGUCGUCGUGCGUGCUCGAAACGACGACGACGCCCGCCAUCACGGUUACCAUGGCGAUGCUGAGGCCAAGUCGGCGUGAAUUCAAAAGCGGCGCAAAUUGAAGUCCAAUUUCUCACGUGUGAGUUUCGACAGCGGUUCUCCCGCGACAAACACCGAGGAUGCGCGUUGUCGUCGUGUGAAACGACGCCGGCUGUUGCGCGAGCUAAGCCGGGCCGCCGCCCGGGCCCGCCGGCCGUCUCGGCGUGUGUUUCUAUCUCCAAGAGACGUCGAUUGUUCUCUCCUAAAGCGUAUGUGGUGGAUUUAAGAUAUUGUGUUUCCAAAAGUGUAUUAACGAGAUCGUAUCCACCGCAGAAAACGCCUCGCCUGCUGGGAAAACAUGGCCGAGGCGCAUCCCGUGGGCCGUCCGCUGACUUUCUUGAAGCUUAGGAGACGGCGGACAAAGUUCAAAGGUCAUCGGGAUCACCGAGAGCUGGCAAUUGUUUAACUCGAAGAUAAGAAGGAGAAAAGCCGAACGGAGGCGCGACUGACGACAUGGAGCUUCAAAGGCGUUUUGACGACACCUCAGUGGGCAUGCCCUCAUGACCUGUGACGAGUGGCGGGAAGAAGUGAAGAAGAGGAAGAGGACGGCAGGAUGUGGAGCAAGCUGCGGAGCGUGGCGUGGCACUAUCGGCGCGCGCUCUUCAUCGGGGUGACGCCGCCGCUGCUGCUCCCUCUUCCUCUCGUUAUCGCCACCAAAGAGGCGUGUUGCGCCUUCGUCCUUCUCACGAUGGCUGUCUUCUGGACCACCGAAGUCAUCCCUCUGCCCGUCACCGCCAUGUUGCCCGCCAUCCUCUUUCCCGCUUUUGGCAUCAUGACGUCAUCGCAGGUGGCGACGGCGUACUUCAAGGACUUCCACUUCCUGUUGGUGGGCGUCAUCUGCCUGGCCACCUCCAUCCAGAAGUGGGGUCUCCACCGGAGGGCAGCCCUCCGUCUGGUCGGCGCCGUGGGCGUCCAGCCGGCCCUCUUGACACUGGGCUUCAUGUCGGGCUGCGGCUUCCUCUCCAUGUGGGUGCACAACACCUCCGCCGUUACCAUGGUGAUGCCCAUCGCCGAGGCCGUCCUCCGCCAGGUCCGGCGAGCCGACGACGGGGGCGGGCGGUUGGCCGGCGAGGGGCCCCGCCGGGGACGCGACGACCGGGGCCUGCAACUGGACGAGAUUCAUGUUGAGAAGGAGAAUGAAGGUUCGGGGGAGGAGCACAAACUUCCGGAAGAAAGAUCCUCAUCAUCGUCCUCAUCAUCAUCAUCAUCAUCAUCAUCAUCAUCAGAUGCCACUCAGGCGGCGUGUGCGACAGCGCCCCCUAGGGACCUGAUGGUGGGCAAGGCCAUGUGCAUCGGCGUGGCCUACGCCUCCAACAUCGGCGGCAUCGCCACUUUGCCGGGAACGUCGCCUAACCUCAUCUUCUCCGAGUAUCUUCGGCAGAUUUACCCAGAAUGCAACUGCAUCAACUUUGGCAAGUGGCUGGCAUUGUGUUUGCCCAUCAGCGUCCUCAUGUUGCUGCUCACGUGGGCGUGGCUCUGCUGGCUCUUCAUCGGCUCAGACGUCCGGUCGCUGUGGCGAUGCGGAGGAGAGCUCUCCGAGAGGGAAAAAGCCAGCAGGAAAGUCAUCCGAGACGAGUACAGAGCGCUUGGACCCAUGAGUGGUCAGGAGAUGUUCACUCAGGUGGUCUUCCUCCUGAUGGUCUUGUUGUGGCUGACCAGAUCUCCGGGCUUCUUUCCGGGCUGGGCCUCCUUCUUCCCUCGUCACGCCGACUACGUGACCGAUGCCACCGUGGCUCUCGUCCUGGGAACCCUCUUCUUCCUGGUCCCGGCCUACGGACCCUCUCGGAAAUAUGAGAGCAUGAUCACCUGGGAGGAGUUCCAGGCUUCCAUGCCGUGGGAAGUGGCCCUUCUGGUGGGCGGAGGCUUUGCCCUGGCCGAAGGUACAAAGGAGUCGGGUUUGUCGCGGUGGGUGUCGGAGCUUCUGUCCCCUCUGGGCGAUCUUCCCCCGCUGGCCACCGUGGCCGUGGCUUGCAUCAUCGUCACCAUGGUAACCGAGCUGGCCAGCAACGCCACCACCAUCACCAUAUUCCUGCCCAUCCUCUCGCCUCUGGCCGAAGGCAUCCACGUCAACCCGCUGUCCGUGCUGAUCCCGGCCACGUUGUGCGCGUCCUUCUCCUUCCUGCUGCCGGCAUCCAAUCCUCCCAACGCCGUGGUUUUCGCCUACGGACACUUCAGCGCCGCAGACAUGGUGAAGGCGGGGCUGGGCGCCAACGUGAUCGGCCUCCUCGCCGUCCUAUUGGCGGUCAGCACGUGGGGUGUGCCAUUGUUCUCUCUGGAUACGUACCCCGAUUGGGCGCCGCCGUUCAACGCCACGGCGCCGUGACAGACGUCGCCGGCAAAUACUUCCAUGUAUUUGUAUUGGUUUUUGUUUAUAGAUACACUUCUGUGGCAAUGUUACUGUAAUAAACACUGGAUAAACCAAGAGUUAGAGAAAUUGUACAGCAUAAAUGCAAGGAAUGCGGUAUACAAAGUUUUGGGACAAAGCCUGAAGCUGCUCUUAC
Phycodurus eques (leafy seadragon) is the source of this 3273-nucleotide messenger RNA. RefSeq names its product solute carrier family 13 member 1 (gene slc13a1). NCBI's taxonomy places the organism in Eukaryota, Metazoa, Chordata, Actinopteri, Syngnathiformes, Syngnathidae. Gene Ontology annotation, cellular component: membrane. The record is from RefSeq and is a predicted model, not a curated record. The coding region runs from base 1326 to 3095 and encodes 589 amino acids. Gene Ontology annotation, biological process: monoatomic anion transmembrane transport. Gene Ontology annotation, molecular function: sodium:sulfate symporter activity. The transcript is spliced from 15 exons.